Messenger RNA from Ostrinia furnacalis (Asian corn borer), 3724 nucleotides. RefSeq lists its product as uncharacterized. The record is from RefSeq and is a predicted model, not a curated record. The transcript is spliced from 9 exons. NCBI's taxonomy places the organism in Eukaryota, Metazoa, Arthropoda, Insecta, Lepidoptera, Crambidae. The coding region runs from base 309 to 2483 and encodes 724 amino acids.
UCAUCCAUCAUCACGUCACUCAUGUCAACGAUCGUGAACAAAACAAACGUUUUCUGGUAUUUUCCACGUAUUUAUUAUUCUUUUAGACGCAAGGAAUACGAAUUAUGUACUUACAUAAUUCGUACUCAUGCUUCUAAAGUACAACGUUAAUAAAUCUGAAAUAAAAAAUCUACUAUCGCGCGACAAAAAUAUUGCAAAAUAAUUUUCGAUUAUUGCGUGUUUACCGUUGAUACAAAGGUUCGAUCAAACAUUGCAGUGCUAACUUGAGUAGGUACUUAAUAUUCACAUGCAGUUACAUUAGUUAAACAAUGGAAAUCGCAAGAGUACCGGAGAAUCAACUUGAUGAUAGUCCCGAAUUAUUGAUAUCUGAUGACGCAAACCUCAUUGGGCACAAUGGAAGUAUGAUAGGCCUUUCUCCUGUGCAAAUUCAACAGGAAUACUUCGAAAAUCUGGCUGAUUGUGACUGGGUCAAGUAUGAAAAAAGUAACAGAAACUAUUUGCUUCAAAACAUAGCAUUUGCACUAUAUGGCGGGCCCAGCUGUGAAGGAGAACUAUCCAAAGUCAUUGAAUCUCAAAAUGCACACUUAGAAGGAUACACGUCUAGACAAAAGGAACAAGUUAUGAAGGUCUAUGAAAAGAUAUGUGAACAAAGCAAGUACUCUCAAAAUGAUGAAGACAUCGUGUUGUCUAUUCUCUUAGUAGUAUGUGCGAGGCCUAGACCAGUUAAAUUCUACCAGUUGGAACCGUCCACCCACUGGCUCGACCUGCAUCAGAAGAACGACAUUGACAUUUGGUGCACUGCAGUUUUUAGAAUCCGUAAAUGUAUACCAACACUCGUUGGAUCAUCAUCUUGCCGUGUCUACAUUGACGAGAACGCAAGAGUAUAUCAUGACUGGGACUCAUAUUUAACCAACAAUACACUGCCGAAAUGUGUUAUCAUUGUGCCUGAGAAUGGAGAAUAUUCCGGAACUAUUAUUGAGGGUGACGAAACGUUUGCUGUGAAGCUUACAGUCGCCCCCACUCCCACUUUAGGGCUCAAAGCUAGAGUGUUGAGCUCAGUAGACACUGCCAGUACGGUCGCUUCCAUCGGUGCUAUAGGAGUGCUAGGAGUCGCAGCGUUCACCCCAGUAGGCCCUGCUGUAUUGGCUGGUGCUGCGGUGGCAACAGUGGCCACUGGUUUGUACGGCCUUGUCCGGUCGUCGUAUCAUCUACAUGACCGAAGCGUGCAUGAACAGACGAUCAGCCCAACGGAUCCUGAAGCUAGGGGUAGCUGGCUGAAUAUCGCUGCUUCUAGCGUCGGCCUGGCCGCCGGCGCCGCCACCAACUUGCUGUCGAAAUCCGCGGCCGCUGGCACUAAUUUGACAAAGACGGGGCAAGCCCUUGCAGUAUCGGUUGAAGUUUUGCGACACGCAAACAUGGUCACCGGUGGCGCUGGUGUCGUUAACAGCCUCAUACACAUCAUCCUCAAGUAUCGCAAACACGGUGAAAAGCCAACGAACCUAGAGUUGUUCCAAUUCACGGCAGCUACACUGUUCUUCUGUCAUGCCGUGAUGUCCAACCGGACUGCACAAUCGAUAAUCGAAGAUGCGCAGGCGCGAGCGAUUAACGAAUACCGGGAUACGCUUAGGAGUAAUCGUCACAAGAAAAUAUUUGACAAACUGAGCGCGGAAUCCAGGAGAGUGCAAGGCUCCGUUCAAGGCAACACCGAAGUCAUCCGCGGUAUCAAAAACAUCGUCGAUAAAGAUCAAUAUUUCGCGGAUGUGCUACGCAUCAACAAGGACUUGAACCAACACAAAUUGAGGAUCUCAAUGACCGCAGACGGCCGUGUCAACCUCAAUGCACAACACAAGUUUGAACCAUCUUUGUUGUCUAGUAUGGGGCCAGAAGGACGCUCUGAACUGUUCACAUCGUUGGGGCCAGCUUCUUUGUCGACUCAGAACGUCCCUACCCGAGUGCUGCCCUCAACUGUGGCCGUACAAGCUUACAAUUUAGAGGAGGAGGAUAGAGGUAUUUUAGUAGGCAUUCAUCCUGGGGAAAUCUUGCGCAUAGGCACAUUCCUAGUCCGCGUUAGCUCGACCGGCGCUGAAAACGUAGCACUACUUUUAGAGAACCUCAGCCAAGAUGUAUACGCGAACCUCAUGACUGUCUCAUUCAACGUGAUCUCUCGACUAAUCCCAGAGGAAAUCGGUAGGUUGAGACUGCUGAGCCCUGACGAAGAUUUGAUCGUUCAAGUUGUGAAAUUCGUAUUUAAUUACAUGAAACACCAAAGACCUUUAGGUGAACCUUGCCGGAAUAACGAUAACGGUAUUGUUAUUGUGCUCAAAGAGUUCUUCCAAGAAGGUGUUGUUAGGCAGGAAACUAUACUGCUGUUGAAAGAACGACUGGUUGGGUGGGUAGACGAAGAAAUAGAUCGCAGACGGCUCGAGUUUCCGAACAAGAAAAUGAUCGUUUGCGAUAAAUGCAGAGGUGUGAGGUUCGCUUGAGCGUUGUUUCAAUAGUACAUAUUAUUAUGACCAAAUGCCAUAGAAGCGCUAAUUUUGAAAUGUUUUACUUUCGUAAUGAAAAAUAUAUUGGACCAUAAUAUUGUAUUGAUAGUCUGUUCUAUGUUAUCCAGUAAAUUCUACAAAAAAUGUCUUGUAACCAAACAUAUCAGAAACGGCCAAUUUUGUAUAUUAACUUAAAUAUACCAGUAAAAUAUGUAUAAUAGAGUUAAAAUGUGCAUUUUGCAUUGCAUAACAAAUUAUAUUUCCAUAAGAAAUUAAAUCGGGCUUUGGUACACUAUUUAAAUCUGUUUACAUAUUACACAAAUAAUCUAAAAAAUAUUUAAUAUUAUUGGAUAGUAUCACAGGAAUAAGUGACAUAUCAUAACACGCCUUAUAAUAAAAUAUUAUUGUUCUUGUAUAUUAUUAUAAAUGUAUUUCAAUUAUAAGAAAAUAGAAUACAGUAAGUACAAAAACACGAGGUAGGUCUUUUUACCUAGCUAAAUUAUAUUGGGCGGAAUCCCAAAUUUUACAAAUUAGUAUUUUAAUAAAUUACAUUGCAAAUAUUCAGUAUCACACUUUUGAUAUAAUCAAUAAAAAAUAUCAUUACUAGGACAAAUGAUUGAGUAUGAUACAAUUUAAUCUCAAUAGGUAUGUUCCUGCUACCCUUAUCAGGUCGUCGGUCCACCUUGUGUGUGGAUGUGGUGCGAUGUGAAAGUCAUUAGGCUCCCCGUAGGCCUCCGCCUAUGUUCAGCAGUGGACGUCCUAUGGCUGAAAUGAUGAUGAUGAUGUAAAAUUAUUACCAGUCAUUUGCGUCUCGUAGUCGGGUAUAACAUAAUAACCUCGUUUCUUCGAUUCUAACGUCAUAUUCAUCUUUAGUGUUUACAGAAUACUUACUAAUUUUAAAAGCAGGAAGUUAAAUACAUAUGUGUAUUCUAAAACAGAAUACAUCUUGUUAUCGAACCAGAAUACAUUUCGUUAACAAACUCGACAGCCAAUAAUAACGCUUCCAAUAAUCAAAUUCUUGUCAAACGAAUGAAACACAUUUUUUUAACAUCUACUUUUAUUGAUGUCAUUUCUGACUUACAAACUUAUACAACCUUUAUUAAUGAGUGUAUUAUAUUUUAUUUUAAUUUUACCUUUUCGAAAAUUCUCUUUCCUUUUUCCAUUCGGUUAAAAGUCUCUAGAGAGAAAAAUUCGAACUAUACCUGAAUGAAGCUCGCUUUUAUAUUUUUACUGAAAAU